This is a messenger RNA of Babesia microti strain RI, 492 nucleotides long. Its product is annotated as pre-mRNA-splicing factor CWF18, putative. Gene Ontology annotation, cellular component: post-mRNA release spliceosomal complex; U2-type spliceosomal complex. Bases 1 to 492 code for a protein of 163 amino acids. The transcript has 3 exons. NCBI's taxonomy places the organism in Eukaryota, Apicomplexa, Aconoidasida, Piroplasmida, Babesiidae. The record is from RefSeq and is a predicted model, not a curated record.
AUGGGCUUACCACACCAUUUAAAUUAUAGUAAAAACAUAGUGCACAUAAGAUACAGGUUGGGUUGGGAUAUGGCCCCUGGAGUCCCUGAGACCAAAUACUGCAACGUAACAUUCCGAUACUAUACCCCUCAUGAUUCAGUGUUAAAAAAACAAAUUUUACCUCACUCUGGAGUUCAGCAUAUUGAGGAGAGAAUUGAAAGGGAUAUUAAUGAUUCCAUUCACAAAAUAGAGAAGGAGGAUGUUGUAUCUCUAGUUAUUCCUAGGAAGGAGAACUGGGAUCUUAAAAGGGAUUUGACUAGGAAAUUAUCGCAAUUAUCAUAUCACACGGACAAUGCAAUACUUAAACUCAUUAGAAAGGGUAUUGCCGAUAGUAGUGUGGCAAUGGGCACAUAUACUUUAGGAGGGAAGGAGGCAGACGCCACGGGUGUGUCCGGCCAGGAGCUCCUUGAUGAGGCGGCCAGGAUGGCUGAAUUUGAUGCAGAUUUUGAUUGA